AUGCAGCAGGGCGUGGUUUCACUGGAGGAGACGCAGGUGUCGCCACCUUGCAGCCCACAUGUUCUGAUCCCGAGCCUCUCUCUCCAGCUGCUGGUCCUGACUAUAACCUGGAGCUCUGCUGCCACAGAGAGCGGCGCUCCCAUCCAGCUCCGGGGGGAGGUCGGGGGGAACGUGACCUUCCACUGUCCCGUCGACAGAAGUAAACCUCUCCAGUUGAUGUACCUGCAGAAGGGCGGCAUAUUUGUGAACGGCUUCCACGCCUCGAAUGACGUGUCGAGUCUGGGGUGGGCGAACAGCCGCGUGGACAACGACACGAUCCUGAUGUCCGGCCUGAACGUCUCCCACAGAGGAGACUACCGCUGCAUCGUCUGGUACGAUGGCGUGAAGCCUGAACCCGACGUACACUUCCACCUCAGUGUCACAGCCAACUACAGCAAGCCGACCCUCUUGAAGCUCUCCGGGGAUGACAACUCGUCCUUCAGUUUCCUCGUGCGAUGCGCCUCACACGGCGGCUUCCCCGUCUCUGAGAUCACGUGGCGCCCACCGGGGGGGUCGAAGGUCGUGAACAGCAGCAAAUUGAUGGAUCCGGACACCCAAACGUUCAACAUCUCCAGCACGGCGUCCGCCAACUGCUCCGAUGGGAAGCCGACGUCCGUCAGCUGCUCUGUGGGCAACGUCUCCUCAGACCCGCUCUCAGUCUGUUCGCCCGAGGUCGCCCCUGAGACUCCCGGUCAUCACGUGGCAGCAGUAGUAGUCCCUGUUCUGGUCCUCCUCAUGUUGGGGGCUCUGCUGUUUUGCUGCGUUUACAAGAAUCGACAGAGAGGAGCUGGAGCAGCGGGGAGGGAACGCGGCGGCGAGGAGCGCGUCACGUAUUCCGCCGUCAGACCGCGAUCCCAGCAGGAAGUCACGGGAAAUACAAGCUGCUGACAAGUCUCCUGAAGGCACCAUGACAAAUGGAGGACAUUUGUUUGGGAGCUGUACGUCACGUCGAAGUCCUGUGAGCUCGAAUCGUCCAUCCCUCCUCCUCCUUGUUUCCUUCCCUUCUUCCUCCAGGGAGGGAACGGUCUUUGAUGAACAAGUGGAGAAGAUUUCACGGAGCUUUAAGUCCACAACUCAAACUGUGUGUCACUUAAACGUGUUACAUGUGUGAUUGGCAGCUGCAUACAAGCUUAAGGAAGUAUAUUUAUAUAUUUAUAUAUGUAAUGCCCAGAAUAGACCUGUGGACAUUAGUAUCCUCCUGUUGUGGUUUUAAAAUGAUCGAAAGGGAGAUCGCUGAUUUUGAUUUACUCGCUUUACUUUUCAAUAAGCUUUGAAGUAAGAUGUUAGAAAUCAAAAUACUGUUUGUACAUGAAUUUGUUCUCUGGAGUUCGAACACGUUCCGGUUUCUUCGUGAACCUCUUUGGACAUUAUUUUCUCAGGUGACUGUUCUCAUUGGAAAUAUUGCUAUUUAACAUUUUAAUUUAAUUUAGUGUUUUUUAUUUUUUCAUUCUCAACUUGUACAUCCUUUACUCUAUUUAAACUUUUCUGUUUUAAUUUUCCAAAUCUGUAAGAAACACUAAAAAAUGCACAUUUAAAAUGUGGAGGUUAUGUUUUUCAUAUCCAUGAAUUUAAUAAUUAAUUAAAUACAAUAAAUUAAAGUUGUAAAUACUU
Messenger RNA from Pseudoliparis swirei, 1650 nucleotides. RefSeq lists its product as uncharacterized. The record is from RefSeq and is a predicted model, not a curated record. Gene Ontology annotation, biological process: T cell costimulation; cell surface receptor signaling pathway; cellular response to lipopolysaccharide. The transcript is spliced from 8 exons. Lineage: Eukaryota; Metazoa; Chordata; Actinopteri; Perciformes; Liparidae. Bases 1 to 927 code for a protein of 308 amino acids. Gene Ontology annotation, cellular component: external side of plasma membrane.